AUGAUAGAUAUGAGUCUUCAGGAUCCUAUAUCAGGCAAGUACAAGUUCGACUUCGACAGCGACUCCAGUGAUGAGGCAUCUUCUAGCGGUUACGCCUUCAAUGAGGAACAGGCUUCCAAUGAGUGGGAUUACUUUGCCGAACGUCAAGCACGUCAUAAGAUGAUGCACGAAAGCGAUUCUGAAGAUGAAACGCAAUCUGGUGAACCUCUGGAUGUUCGUUGUAAAGACCUACCUCCUAAAUUUCGACCGCAAGGUAAUCAAGAAGAACUGUUUGGUACUCAGACCACUCACUCUGAAGUUUGGGCGUAUAUUCCUUCUAUUUGUAGUGACCUCAACUUCCUACAAGACAAUGUGGCAAGAAAUUUGACGUCAGAUCCGAGACACUGCAUUUAUACACUUCGGCGGAUUCAGCAGUACAUGGUUCCUUUAGUUCUUAAUGAGUUCACAUUUCUGGCAAUGGGUUCUAUGGGUGCAGGCAAAACAAGCGGGUAUUUACUCCCUUUAGUGAACAAGCUGGUGGAAUUGAAAGAGAUCGAGAUACGUGGACGAAAAGGACCAGCAGCUCUCAUUGUUACACACACGGAAAACAAGAUUAAGCAUAUAAGAGAACUUUACAACAGAUAUUCUCGAGGUACGUCACUCGUGAAAUAUUUCACAACUAGAGGAGAACUGGAUAAAUCGUCAUACCACUCAAACUUAGUUGCUGAUCUUAUUUGUGCGUCCGCGCCAGUUAUGGUUGACGCUAUUCAUAAACAUCAUGUUAGUUCACUGCCGCUAAAAUGGGUCAAAUUCCUGGUGAUUGAGGAGUUUCACUUAUGCACAACAGAUUCCGAAUUCAUGGAAAGUUUGAUUGCGCUCAAGAAGCUUCUGUCAGCAAACGGAGCCAGUGUAAGUUUUCUUCAUCCGUGUGAAUGUCAUUCCGUGAACGAGAUCAUUAUCCCUGCAACCUAG
Cooperia oncophora is the source of this 951-nucleotide messenger RNA. The record is from the annotation of a GenBank genome assembly. NCBI's taxonomy places the organism in Eukaryota, Metazoa, Nematoda, Chromadorea, Rhabditida, Trichostrongylidae.